This is a messenger RNA of Guillardia theta CCMP2712, 297 nucleotides long. RefSeq lists its product as hypothetical. The record is from RefSeq and is a predicted model, not a curated record. Lineage: Eukaryota; Cryptophyceae; Pyrenomonadales; Geminigeraceae. The coding region runs from base 1 to 297 and encodes 98 amino acids. The transcript has 5 exons.
AUGUCUCUAAAUGAAGCAAGGAAGGAUGACUCCAACAGGGAAUCUCGCCUUAGAAAAACUUUCCCUGAAGAGAAAAGAAUUGCAGACAUUGUGAAAUCAGAUGCUGUAGCUGCAUGCAAGAAAGAGAUUAAUGAGUUUGCUCAAUGUGAAAAAGCCAACGGACUCUUUGUCAUCUUCAACUGCCGAUUGCAGAACAACGCCAUGAAUGAAUGCAUGAAGCGACAUAUGACACAAGAACAUCAUGACAACGUCAGGCUCAAGAGAGCACAGGAAAGGGCAGAAACUUCCAACCAGUGA